Messenger RNA from Astyanax mexicanus (Mexican tetra), 9224 nucleotides. It is a transcript of the gene hivep1, whose product is annotated as HIVEP zinc finger 1. Bases 283 to 8355 code for a protein of 2690 amino acids. Gene Ontology annotation, molecular function: DNA-binding transcription factor activity, RNA polymerase II-specific; RNA polymerase II cis-regulatory region sequence-specific DNA binding. NCBI's taxonomy places the organism in Eukaryota, Metazoa, Chordata, Actinopteri, Characiformes, Acestrorhamphidae. The transcript is spliced from 9 exons. Gene Ontology annotation, biological process: regulation of transcription by RNA polymerase II. The record is from RefSeq and is a predicted model, not a curated record. Gene Ontology annotation, cellular component: nucleus.
GCGCGCUCCCGAACCCGGGCCGUGUUUUGUGGCUCACCGGAACGCCUCCGUUUCCUCUGUUUUGGAGUAGACGUCUGCAGCAUGUUAAUGUGCUCUGUGUGUGUGUGUGUGUAAUGUUUAUCAAGCCUGCAGCAGAGCUCGCGAGCUGUUGAAGAAGACACCCUGAUGACGGUAGAUAGAUAGGAAUCGCUCUUUCCGUUCCCGGAACCUCGGCGUUCCGGCCAGCGUCCGUCUCUACGAUGCUUCACUGAGUGAGGAGAGCCGGAGGAGAGAAAACAGAAAAUGCCGCGGACCAAACAGAACCAUCCCAAAAACCUGAAAGAUAAGAUCGAGGAGGCUCAGAAGGAGCUGAAGGAACCGAAAACUGCUCAGAAAGCCCGAAAUGAAAGCACUGGCAGAACGUCUGAUGCCAUCAAAGGGCUGAAGAGGAAAAAGGUUGUGGCUGAAAACCAGUUAAAGAAGAUUCCCAAAUCUCCAGUAAAGAAACCACCACAAUCCAAUCAAACACCAGUUUCCUCUCCGAGCUGCACUUCAUCCAAGGAAGGUCCUGCCCACAGUUCCCCCAAACCAACCCGAGACUCUGAUCAGGAAGAUGAUCGGCAGGAGACACUGACCGAUAGGCCAAAAAACGUGGAGAAGAAAGAUCUGAUCAUCUCCGAGCCGCAGGCUCUCGGCAGCGACGGCAGCGCAGGACAGACUUAUGCUGGAGAGUCGGUUCCGACCCAAAGCUGGAGUGAGAAAACCAGCGACGACGGUACGUCUCAAUCUCACACUGCUGCUCCUCUGGAAGUCCUGCUCAAGGCUAUGGAGCCAGACUUCAACACCCUGACGGAGAAGAAGAACCGCAAUCUGAUUGGACAACUCCGGAGCUCUGUGUCGAUUCCUGCUGCCCAUUCGGAGGUAGCCGUGGCGAUGCCAGCAGUGAACUUUGGUGCCCAGUCCCAGCCUGCACUAAUGCAGCCGUACGAUGCGGCGAAACCACAAUUCUACAGCAGAGCAUCAACAGCGGUCCUAGCGCCACUUCACCAGUCCUCCCAGCGGCACUUGACCAUGACCUCGAGUCCCUGCCAGCAAGACAAACCAGGCCUUCAGAAGAGCUACAGUGCCGGGCCGUCGCUUACCUUGACUCACGCGCCAGUUCCCUCAGGGUCUGGAGGACUGCCUCAAAGCCAACCACCCAUAGUGCAGACGUGCCAGUCUCUCUCGGCCAGUGUCCCCAACCCCAUCCAGGUUCCGGUAACGCCAGGCUUCAAUCCCGUCCAGGUGGCAACUGUGGUCAACUUUGGAAUGAAUCAAAUGUGCGACAUGUCUGCAAAGGAGCAGAAACCCAAAAAGCAAGGGAAGUACGUUUGUGAGUACUGCCACCGAGCAUGUGCCAAGCCAAGCGUUCUCCUGAAGCACAUCCGGUCCCACACUGGAGAGAGACCCUACCCUUGUGUAACAUGCGGUUUCUCGUUCAAGACCAAGAGCAACCUCUACAAACAUAAGAAGUCCCACGCCCAUGCCAUCAAACUUGGGCUGAGUUCCAAAGACUCUGGAAAUGGGUCUCUCUCUCAGGAGUCCGACAGAGGAAUCGGCACCCACUCAGACGCAGAAGAUACAGGCGAGAGUGAUGAGGAUGUCGGCAACGCUGACUUUGACCAUGACUCUUCGCAGAGCAGCCUGACUGCCUUAUCCGAGAGCAGCUUGCAGAGUUCAGGCACAGUUCCAGGCAUCCCUGGAGAGGCAGAGCAGUCGGUGAUGAUUGAGAACCUGAAACCAUUGGCUUCUCAAAAGGGAUGCGAGCCAAAGGUGACGGCAGCUCUCCCCAAAGUUGUAGUCUACCCAGUCAACGUUUCACCCUUGAGGGCUGACAGUCCAAGAGUUACAGAUUCCGCACCAGAGCAAGCGACGGCACAGAGACAACGGGACUUCCAGACUGCAAGUCUAAGGUCAAAUAUAACUGUCCUGUCUUCUCUGAAAGAGGUGGACUGUUCAAGUCCCUUACAGGACUCCAUAAGCGAGGAUGAAGACCAGCAAUGUAAAUCUCCUUCAGGUAAUGGGCAUGCACAGCUUCAGAGACAACAAGCGACCGAUUGCUCUCAGCAGACUCAAGGCAAAUGCUUGCUAAGUCCUCGAAGUCUUGGCAGCACCGACUCUGGUUACUUCUCACGUUCUGAAAGUGCAGAUCAAGCCAUGAGUCCUCCAAGCCCUUUCGUCAAGAUUACGCCACCAGCAGAAACUGACAUCAUGAAAAAUCCACAAGUACAACCUCCCCCUGUCGUGGGCGCAGUCAUGCAUGUAGCACCUGUUGAAAAGCCUCCAGUUUUGCCUGGACAGAUGCGUCCUCCACUGGAGGCGAAAGCUCUUUCUCUCGAAGAGCGAAUUUCAAAGUUGAUCUCCGAUAACGAGGCUGUUGUUGAUGCCAAGCAACUUGAUAGUGUUAAACCGAGACGUACUUCUCUUUCCAGAAGAGGUAGCAUUGAUUCCCCCAAAUCUUACAUAUUCAAAGACUCUUUUCAGUUUGAUCUGAAACCGGUUGUAAGAAGAUCAAGUUCCAAUUCUGACAUACCAAAGUCUCCCUUCACGCCCACGGAUAAAUCCAAACCUAUAUUCCUUCUGUCUGUACCUCAUCAGUAUCCAGCAAUGGACUGUUUACCGAUUACAAGAAGUAAUUCAAUGCCUACGACUCCUGGCCAGUCAGCAGUCCUUCCCAACGCUACUCCACAGCCCCAUCCUCUAAGGAUCUGCCAUUCAUUUGACGACAAGAUAAGUUCACUAAAUGAUGACGUGUUCUCGUCAGCCCCCUCCACACCCAAUCCAGUACAUCGCACUUUAGUGAGGCAGAUUGCAGUUGAGGAUUUUUCCACAAACGAUGGACACGUCCUUCUUUCUGUUCAUUCAAUGGAUGAAGGUCGCCAUGGACCAAGUAUUACUCAUGAGAACCGAAGCAAGUCAUUUGAGCAUGCGCCUGAAAGAAACCGAAAGAACCAACAAAACAAAGGGGCAACGUAUGAAUGCGAGACCUGUCGUAACCGGUACCGAAAAUUAGAAAACUUCGAAAACCACAAGAAGUUUUAUUGCUCUGAACUGCAUGGUCCAAAGAAUAAGCCUGUGUCCAUCAGAGAUACUGAGCCGGAAGUAUUUCAACGCGGAGCACAGCAUCCUUCUUUGAGCAGAACUGCAGUUGUUCCAAGCAUUGCUGAGCAACCAAUGAUGAUAAGAAAAAGACGGAAGAUGAAAAGUGUUGGAGAUGACGAUGACCAGUCCCCAACGGAGACCACGCCACCAUGCUCAAGAAGUUUUGAUUCCUGCCAGAUGCCCAUGGGUUUUUCAGGAAAUCCAUAUGCCCAGCCAACACAUGCCUCGAGUAACCCUUCUCUUGUGGGCCAAAUUCAACUUAUCGUAAGAGGCGCUGAAGAGUCAAGGCUAUCUCCCAUACGAGAGACCCAGAUCAGCUCGCCCGGUAAAGAAAGAGCAGAACUUCAGAGACAGGGGAGUGGUACCUCAGUCAUUCGGCACACAAACUCCCUCAGCCGACCAAAUUCUUUUGAAACAUCUGAGUCUAUUGACAGAUCUCCAGUUGAUCCUGUGGAAAAGGAUCCCAAAAGCUCGGCAAAAAGCCACGUUGAAAGUACCCUUAGUUCUUCCUUGCAAAGUUACCACGAAAAGAUGUCAACACCCAAAUGUGCCAACCAAGGAAUGGACCAUCACGAAAAGCAAACUUCUUCAGUCGUUAUCGAUAACAGCACACCUAGUCAGUCAAGGUUGGUGCGACAAAACAACAUUCAAGUCCCUGAAAUUCUUGUAACAGAGGAACCAGACAGAGAGCAUGAAACUCAAGCAAUUGAACCAGCAGAGAAGCCUCCAGAAACCUUCAACUGGCCUCAGAGGAGCGAGAGUUUGUCCAAACUUCCGACCGAAAAACUCCCACCAAAGAAGAAGCGAAUACGACUGGCUCAAAUGGAACACUCAUCAGGAGAGUCCAGCUUUGAGUCGAGUCUGUCUCGUAGUCUCAGCCGAGACAGUAGCUUGUCAAGGUGCUCCAGUAUUUCAGCCUCGUUUGAAAGAGAUGAUCCUCCAAGAUCAGACAGUCCAUCCAGGGUGGAGGGUGUUCGCAAACCACCAGAGGUUCAGGGUCACCCUGUAGCAACCAACACUCUGGGAGUCCCAGGGAUGAUGAGACGUGCUGCAUCCGAGCAAAUCAGCUGCACUCAACCAUCUGUAGAGAUUUCUUGCGACUAUCGUAGCAAAUCCUUCGACUGCAGUAACAUGUCGCCAGGCAGGUCUUUGUCCCCAGUGGCGACUGCUUUGCCAAAACCUACACAGGGUGCAGCAACUCCCCAGGUGCCUCUUAUUGAACGGAGAAGAGGACCACUUGUACGUCAGAUGUCUUUGAAAAUCGGCCCAGAAACACAAUUACCAAGUAAACAGACAGUCUCCCUUCAGAGAGGUCCUUCUACCAACAUUCUCUCAGUGUCCCAAACCAAACCACUACAUGUAAAUAACCCGAACCUUGUUCAGCCUUUUGUCCUGCACUCUGUGGAGGCGCCUCUGCAGAAAAAUGAGCAGAUGGUGCAAAGUAUCAACUUGGGAAGCCAAACCCAGCAAUCCCACAGUCAAGUCCACGGUCUUCCCCACCCUUGGCACCAGACGUCAAGGGUUGUCAAAUGCCAAACAUUGCAACCUGUGGUACAUGUUGUGCAGUGUCAAGCAGAUGUUCAGAAAAACACUGAUGCACAAAACAAGAAGAACUUUGUACCCAAGUACCAAAUGCAGUAUCCCAUACUAACAGGUCCAGCAUAUUCCUUCACUGGUGUGCAGGGUGCACAGAUUACUUUGCCAGUUAUUACAAUACCAAUUGGAAAUGAGAUCAAAGUAUCGAAGGCGAACGAUGGAAUACAAAAUGUUUAUGUAGCCCAGCCAAGUCACCAGACUACUAUUCCCAAGGCUUCAGUAGUUCUGCCUAUUGAUGCUCAGAUUAAAACAGCUGUUCAUAUGUCUUCAGGAACGACUGCUGUUCCACAGAUACUCAUCACUCAUGAAAAUGCACAGCCACCAUCUACCGUGGCUUCAAAUCAGAGUUUCUCUGCAGCACCUGCAUUGAAAAACGAUCCGAAAAUGCGACAGCCAGACAGCCAAAACGGCAGGUUACUUGGAUCAGUCGGCAUCCAAAUGAAGAACAGUAUGACGUUUAGCCAGAACCAUGUCGGUGAAAGCCAAAGUACUUCUUCCCUUGGUUCAUUACAUUGCGCUCAAAAGCUGGCAUCCGUAAGCCUUUGCCCUCAACAGGAGCCUACUGCCUCGAGUAAACGGAUGCUAUCCCCUGCCAACAGCCUGGACAUUGCCAUGGAGAAAACACAAAAACGUGCAAAGGACGAACACGGUGCUGCAUGCUUGACGGAUGGCCGGUCGCUCAACUAUCUCAACUCAAAGAUGUCCGAUUUGACCAGACAGCGAAAGCUAAUGCUGGUUCGACAGGUCUGUACCACUGAACCAGUAGACAGUCCGAUAGAAACAGAUGCUCCUGAGCAACUUCCAGACAUUGCUGAAGACAAAACAACAGACAAUCAGACUUCAGUUUCCCAUACAACAAUGCCUGAAACCAACGAACAAGAAAUGGAGAGCAGGACGCCUACUAGUACCACAGUGCAGACGCUCCUGAGGUCCGACAUGCUGUUGUCUCCAGCGGUACAAAGCCAUCCUGCACAAGGAACACUGACAAGUACCCUGAAGACACAGGAAAAGACCGAAGAGCAACGGUGGUCUCCGGCCAAAUCCCCAGUGAGGCCUCCAGUCUUUCAGGGACAAGUGAAGUUAGCUUCUUCUGUGUCCGUCGUCAACACGCGAGACAGCCAUCGCCUGUCCUUCCCGAGUCUGAAGACGGCUACCACGUUUACCUGGUGUUUCCUUAUGAAGAGGAAGCCUCUCCACGUUCAGCAGACGGAUCAGAGGAUCUCGGCCUACUCCACCUGGACUGUCAAACCCAACAACCCCAAUCCACUGGGCCUUCCCACCAAAGUGGUCAUGUCUCUUUUUGACUCCAAGCAGACGUCUAAGAAGAUACUCUACACCCAAGCUAUAACUACGAGUUUGAAGUCGGACAUACUGACGUACUCUGGAAAAUUGAAAGACAUCUUGCCGAAGGUUUUGACCAAUCAGAAGGCUCUGUCUGCUGAAAGUUCCAACAAAUCAAAGCCAGAGAUUCAGUCGAGUCUGGACUCGGACUCCUCUAAAGCCGAGCCUCGUCGAGUGAAGAUCUUUGACGGCGGGUACAAGUCGAAUGAGGAGUAUGUGUAUGUGAGGGGGCGUGGCCGGGGGAAGUAUAUUUGUGAGGAGUGUGGGAUACGCUGUAAAAAGCCGAGUAUGCUGCGUAAACACAUCCGUACGCACUCGGACGUUCGGCCGUAUCACUGCACACAGUGCAACUUCUCCUUCAAAACUAAAGGGAACCUGACCAAACACAUGAAGUCUAAAGCCCACAGUAAGAAGUGUCUGGAGAUGGGCGUCGCCGUCGGCGUGAUCGAGGACCAGGAUACUGAGGACUCAGCAGGUGAUCGUGUAAGAGCGGGCAGUGCAGACAGGCAAGACUCGGACGCAGACGACUCGGACGGUCCAGACGACGAGGACAACGAUGGAGAAGAGGAGGACGAGGAGGACAGCCAGGCCGAGUCGGGCGUAUCCGCCACGCCCUCCGUCUCCGCCAGUCCCCAGCACCUCCCCUCCACCCAGCCGGAUCCAGCACCCAGCUCCCUGCUGGCUCAGAUGUCCAUCAGCCCCAACCCUCACCCACCCCUCCUGCCCCCGGGUCUCCUGCCCCCGGGUCUCCUGCCCCCGGCUCCCGAGUCCCAGGCGUCGGAUACGGAGUCGGUGGCGAUGACCAGCCCGGUGUCUCUGGUCAGACAGAUGUCCAUCUCCGCCUCCUGCUCCAGUCCCGGCCCCAGCCCCACCUCCUUCACCCCCUACCCCGCCCUCGCCUCAGAGUGCCACGCCUCCGACGCAGAGUCCGUGCACAUGAUGAGCCCUAUCUCCCCCUGCAGACAGAUGUCCAUCGACUUCCCAGACACCGAUGUCCCCCCCAGUCCCCCCGUGCCGGGCAAGGGCCCCAAGCUCGGCCAGGACGGAUCAGCGACCGGUUCUUCCCCGUCCGCAAACGAAUCCAACAACUCUAACGUAGACCGAGGAACCCAGACCACCUCAGAUUCCCUGCAAGGACCUUUGCACUUUCCAAUCCCUGGUCCGAUACACGAACCCGGAGCUGGAACUGGAUUUGGAGCUGGAGCCACGCCCCACCUCUUCAGCCACCUCCCCCUGCACUCCCAGCAGCCCUGCCGCUCCCCCUACAGCAUGGUGCCGGUGGGUGGUAUCCAGUUGGUGCCGGCUGGCUUGGCUGCGUAUUCCACAUUUGUGCCCAUUCAAGCAGGACCCGUCCAACUCACCAUCCCCGCGGUCAGCGUGAUCCACCGGCAGGCGAGCAGCCCCCUCCCAGCGCCCAACACUCCGCCCCGGCCCGAGGGCUCCCCGACACAGCCUCUGGUGGUGCAGGAACCCGUCAGCAACGUCCUGCCCUGCUUCCCCUUGGGCCAGGUAGCAGGACUCCAGACUCUGGGCGCCCCCCAGGCGGCGCUGCAGUCUGUGGGCAUGGAGACCUUGAGCGUGGUGGGUCUGGCGAACUCCACCCAGCUGGUUCCUCAGCAGAGUCUGGCGCUCAACGCAACUCUUGGCGUCCAGGUUCUAGCAGCGAGUCCGGCGCCGCAGACCAGCAGCACAGCGUCUCCAGGUCACAUCCCUGGACUACAGAUCUUGAACAUCGCCCUGCCGGCGCUCAUCCCGUCCCUGAGCCCGCUCUCUGCGCUGAGUCCUCUUCCGCUGGUGCCGGAGAAACCCUGCAGUCCGGAGGGAGUCGCUUCGGUUUCCGUACAUUUGUCGCAAGUUGUGAGCUGUGAGUCGUCUCUAACCUCCAGUGGAUGUACUCCAUCAUCAGCAGCAUCAUCAGCAUCUUCAGCAACAUCAGCACCACCUGUAGCAGUUAUCCCAGUCACUGUAAAGACCUCAGUGCAAGCGACCACUGGGGACCAAUCGGCACCAAGCACAGGGACUGGCACAGGGACUGACCUAAGCACAGGGAGCGAUAGAGGGACUGACAGGAAAACACCGCCGCAAACAACGACCCGACCACAGCCCUCGUCCUCUGCUGGCUCUGAGGGUCCACAAAAAAAGGCACCAGCAGUGGGGGCUAGCCAGGCAGGGUUGCCACGACAACCCGUCACCAGGCAACCCGUCACCAGGCAGCAGCCCGUCACCAGGCAACCAGUAACUGACGACUACAACGAUGCCUCCAGCGACGACGAAGACCGACUCGUCAUCGCUACCUGAGAGAGUAGAGAGUGUGGAACCUCAGCGCUUCUAUCGUUUCAUUCGAUCUCGUUCUCUCUUUCUUUUUCAGUCUUUCUCUUUAUCUAUCUCUCCAUCUUUCUCUCUCAUCUCUUUUGUAAAACUUUGUCACUUUGUAAAACUGAAAACACUCAAGAGGAGGAGGAGGGGGGGUAGGGUUAGGGACUCGGAGCGCCCGCCCCCCUCACUCCCAAAGAAAAAAGCACAUUUUCUGACAUUCGUAAUUGUACGUGCAAUCAUAAAUAAUUAAUGAUUAUGACCAAUUGUUAUUUUUAUUUUAUAAACUUUUCUUUUUUUUUGUCGUCAGCUCCAGACAGGUUUUUAUUUUUUUUGUGGUUUGUUUUUCAUUUUUGAUUUUUUUUGUACAUGUUGUAUAGACACUUGUGCCUUUUUUGGAGUUUCUUGGUUAGGAACCUGUGUAAAUAUUACAAAUAUUACAAAAAAUUGAAUUACGAAUCGAGUAGAGUCGCCUGUGUUUAAAGAAUUAGACGAGAUGAAACUACAGACAAAGUGGAAGUUAAAAAAAAACGAACGGAAGAUUUUGAUUUUUUUUUUUUUUUUUUUUUCGUUUUAUUUUGGAAAUGUUUUACGUCACUCAUGAAUUUGCGUUAAAGACGAAGAAAAAACCUAAAGGAGAAUUAAAUAAAUGUUGUACUGAUAUAUGAACAUUUCUAUGGCUUUGGGGGGCAGUGUUUCUGUGUACAGAUGUUGUGUUCAGCUAUUUAUUAUAUUCCAUCUAGUGCCCAGUUGGUCUCCAUAAGUCCAUAGGUUUGUGUAAAUUGGUGGCUUUACAGUACAUUGAUGUAUCUACACAAUCAAAUGUAUCAGUAAAAACUUUGUUUACAAGUGCA